UCGCCUAUGUGCCUUUUAUGCAACAAAGUUUUGGGCAAUGACGCUAUGAAUCCAUCUAAACUGCAAGAUCAUCUGAGAAGAUGUCACCCUGAUAAAACUGAGAAAGAUUUGAAAUACUUUCAAACACUCAAAGAUAAAUUUCAGAAGAGACCUACACUGGGCAGAAUGUUCGCUUCGACGUCACAAAGAAAUGAUGAUGAUUUGCGGGCGUCUUACAAUAUCUCGUUACUUAUAGCAAAAUCCGGAAAACCGCAUACUAUCGGAGAGAAGUUAAUUUUGCCAGCCGUUGAAGAGGUUUUAAAAACUGUUUUACACAAACCUCUGAUAUCAUUAGAAGAAUUCCCUUAA
Acanthoscelides obtectus is the source of this 348-nucleotide messenger RNA. The record is from the annotation of a GenBank genome assembly. Lineage: Eukaryota; Metazoa; Arthropoda; Insecta; Coleoptera; Chrysomelidae.